GAUCCGUGCCGGGAGACGGAGGUGCCGUCGCCGCCGAGGUGGCAGCGGCCGCGCGUUUGGCGAGGGGGUGGUGAAAGCGAGCCUCUGGCCAGCCUGCGGGUGCAAGGAGUCAGUGAGGGUGGCUGGCGGCGUGUCUUCCCUGAAAAUCGUAAAGUCACGGUGUCGGAUGGCCAAGUCAGAUGGCCUUGGCUUCCCGGCUAGCGCUUGGGCGGGGCGCCGGCUGCCUCCCGAGAAGGAACCGGAGCGAAAGAGGUUUUACACUUCUUCCGUGAGGUAAUGUAAGCAUUUCGGUUAGACAAGAGAGAGGAAACAGGCAUGUCAGCUCUUUGUCCUCCACCAUCUCCUGCAGUUGCUAAGACAGAGAUCUCUUUGAAUGGCGAAUCACCGUUAUUAGCUGCCACUUUUGCUUACUGGGACAAUAUUCUUGGCCCCCGAGUGCGGCAUAUCUGGGCUCCAAAGACAGAACAGGUACUUCUCAGUGACGGUGAAAUAACUUUUCUUGCUAACCACACCCUGAAUGGAGAAAUACUUCGGAAUGCAGAAAGCGGUGCAAUAGACGUGAAGUUCUUUGUUUUGGCCGAAAAAAGGGUAAUCAUUGUGUCAUUAAUUUUUGAUGGAAACUGGAACGGAGACAGAAGCACAUACGGACUAUCAAUUAUACUUCCACAAAGUGAACUUGGUUUCUACUUGCCACUUCACAGAGUAUGCGUGGAUAGGUUAACACAUAUCAUAAGGAAAGGAAGGAUAUGGAUGCAUAAGGAGAGGCAAGAACAUUUCCAGAAGAUUGUCUUGGAAGGCACAGAAAGAAUGGAGGAUCAGGGUCAGAGCAUCAUUCCAAUGCUGACGGGAGAAGUCAUUCCUGUAAUGGAACUCCUUUCAUCUAUGAAAUCACACAGUGUUCCAGAAGAAAUAGAUAUAAGUGACACAGUGCUAAAUGAUGAUGACAUUGGGGAUAGUUGCCAUGAAGGCUUUCUCCUCAAUGCAAUUAGUUCACACCUUCAGACCUGUGGUUGUUCUGUAGUUGUAGGAAGCAGUGCAGAAAAAGUUAAUAAGAUUGUGAGGACAUUGUGCCUGUUUCUCACACCGUCUGAGCGGAAGUGUUCCAGGCUCUGUAGAAGUGAAUCUUCUUUCAAAUAUGAGUCAGGACUUUUUGUUCAAGGCUUGCUCAAAGAUGCAACAGGAAGCUUUGUGUUGCCCUUCCGUCAAGUAAUGUAUGCCCCAUACCCUACUACACAUAUAGAUGUGGAUGUCAAUACAGUGAAGCAGAUGCCCCCUUGUCAUGAACACAUUUAUAACCAACGACGAUACAUGAGAUCUGAGCUGACAGCGUUUUGGAGAGCUAAUUCAGAUGAAGAAAUGUCUCAAGAUCAUAUUAUCCACACAGAUGAGAGUUUCACACCUGAUUUAAAUGUCUUUCAAGAUAUUGUGCAUAGAGAUACAUUAGUAAAAGCCUUCCUGGAUCAGAUCUUUCACCUGAAGCCUGGCUUGUCUCUAAGGAGUACUUUCCUUGCACAAUUUCUGCUUGUCCUUCACAGGAAAGCCUUAACUUUAAUAAAGUACAUAGAGGAUGACACGCAAAAAGGCAAAAAACCUUUUAAGUCUCUUCGUAGCUUAAAGAUAGAUCUUGACUUGACAGCAGAGGGCGAUCUUAACAUAAUAAUGGCUUUGGCAGAGAAGAUUAAACCAGGUCUACACUCCUUUAUCUUUGGGAGGCCGUUCUACACUAGUGUACAAGAACGUGACAUGCUCAUGACAUUUUAAAGUCUUCCCUGCAUCUGAUAUUGCAGUCCUGCAGAGCACAAAAUCUGUCAGUGUGACCCCCACAAUGGUGAGAAGCAUUGAGGACUGAUGGUGAAGCAUCAGGAACACAGUAACAUUGAGGUCUCAAUGUGUGUCUCAAGCAGUAGGCGUCUUGUUAGAGGGAAUUUCAGCUUAGCUAGAUAAGCAUGAUUUUAAUUAAUUGGUCUCUUCUGUGUGUUUUUUUAAUUGUAAAUGUUACCAGAGGGUCCUUGGCCAUAUUGGCUUAGUGGAUAAAUGUGAAUAUGUUUUGGUGUAUGAUAAAAGGAAGCAUUUUAAUUUUUAUUGCCCAGAGACUUCUUCCAGAUGUGUGUCACAUCUUUCCUGUUCUGGUGUGUCAGUAUUUUCAGUGUUUCCACAGAAAAUAGCAUAUAUGUCCUCUCUAACCAUGGGGGUUGCAGAAAACAUGCCUUCCAAGGGUUUCAGAGUUUUUAAAACUGUUCUUAUGUAUGUGGUGCAAAUCUUAAAUAUGACUUUUACUUAUCUGCUUCUUUUAACACUACUGUCCUUCCUUUAGAGCAUUUAAACAUAUUUGGAAUUUUUAAUGUACUACAAAGUGCUAUUUCUGGGUGCAGACCGUUUAUUAUUUGUAGCUUAAAUAGCAGUACAUUGCACAUGGGAAUUAGUUUAUUACUCAAGCAGCUUUGUGCAUGUAAGUGCCAAGCAGGAUACUCUUAUAUUUCUGGCCUGUCCUCUAUGGAGUGGUCAGUGAUCAACUAACUGAGGUCUUUCAAAACACAAAACAGAAGACUUAUGUCAUUCCACAGCAGUUGUCAGUCUUUCUAUGUGUAAACUACCACUGGUAUUUGCACUUUCAGUUUCAAGGAGGCUCAUAGAAUAAUUUGGAAUGGAAAAGACCUUCAAGAUCAUCAAGUCCAACCAUUAAUCCAGAACUGCUAGGUCCACCAAUAAAUCUUGUUCCUAAGUGCCACAUCUGCACAUAUUUUUAACUCUUCCAAGGGACAGUGAUUGCACUACUUCCUGGGCAGAUUGUUCCAAUGCUUGACAAAAUACUGAUUAAAAUAUUAGAUCCUUCCAAAGAGCGUCAAGGUGAUAGACAAGCUAAAAGAUAAAGCAGUAUUUUUUUUUCAUUUGCAUCACCAUUAACAUAUUUAGUAAUCCUUAUUUAAAGAUGUGCAUGGCUAUGAACUAAUGUGAAUAGCAUUUUAGUAAGUUAACUCUAGUGAUUAAGCUUACCUAUCUUCUUAGUUCAGCUUAGCAUAUCUCCAAUUUAGCUUGAAAAUCAAAACAUACUUUCUAUUGGUAUGUCUCUACCUUUCUUUCCUGGUAGCAUGUUGAGCAGUGCAGUGUCAGGUGAAUCCUGACUUUUUUUAAACCCAAAAAUCAGAGAUAUAUCUGUACUGCAUGUUGUUGUAUCUCUGCUCUUUUUGGACAAGUAUAGGAACUUAUUUGUGUCAUAUUUCAGCAUAAAGUCAUAACUCAAUAUUCAUUGGAAAAGUGAAAGAGCUGCACUGAUUGGAGAAGCCAUGACUGCUUUGUUGCUUACCUUGUUUAUAACUGUCCUUUGUAAAUAGGUUUCAUUUUUCAAGAUAGCUUUUUAUUAUUAUUUUUAUGCAACGUGGCAGAAAAGUUGGAAGUUAGUCACAACUUCUCCUGAAAUGUCUAAUAAUCAGAUUUUAACAGAAGUACUGUCCUUUAUUUAGAUGCCCAAAAUUUCCUUACAUUUCCUGAAAGACAAAGAUUGUCAGUCAAAUGUUUUGAGGCUGUAAAAGAUGUGGAAUUGAACCCCAUCUGCACACCAUUUUUGUGAGUUUGCAUCAUCAGUGUUACCUGGUUGCAAAAGAACUGACAUUUUGUGCAGCCAUCUUUUUGCUGUAGAUGCAUAUAGAACUCUUGCAGUAAACUUGUUGAUUCAUCAAAGGAAGUUGUCAGAAUUACAUAAGUUACUUGAGCUGCAAUUCUAUUGGCCAUUCUACCUCCACUGCUCCCUUCUGCAUUUUCAGUCGAGCCGUUAGAGUGUAAAUGUACUUAAGUUGUUACUCUCAUGUCUAAAUAGUGAAAGAAAUGUAAUAAACACUGCCAAAACGUCUAAUGUAGAAGUUGUAUCAAAAUAUAAGAGCUUUUAAUCUGCUGCUGAAAUUAAUCCUUUCAGCUUGAUAAGCAUUGGAAACUCAACACUGACACUACUAACAGUGAAGUUUUUGUUUACUGAAGAUUCUGUUACUUUUUGAAGUUACUGAAAACUGGAAUUGCUACUUUUGUUGCACAGCUGUCACAAAUGCAGCAUGUAUAGUGAAGUACAUUGUUAAAUGCAUCUGCAUGUUGUGUUGUAAAUCUAGCUCAGGAAACAACAUAAUAAAAGUCAUGCACAAUUUUUGGACUUUAA
Molecule: messenger RNA, 4144 nt
Organism: Catharus ustulatus (Swainson's thrush)
Lineage: Eukaryota; Metazoa; Chordata; Aves; Passeriformes; Turdidae
Gene: C9orf72
Product: C9orf72-SMCR8 complex subunit
Exons: 11
Coding region: 316-1761 (481 amino acids)
Biological process (GO): autophagy; endocytosis
Cellular component (GO): autophagosome; endosome
Molecular function (GO): guanyl-nucleotide exchange factor activity
Source: RefSeq, a predicted model, not a curated record